Molecule: messenger RNA, 925 nt
Organism: Paramisgurnus dabryanus
Lineage: Eukaryota; Metazoa; Chordata; Actinopteri; Cypriniformes; Cobitidae
Source: RefSeq, a predicted model, not a curated record
GAAUAAUAAUAUGUUUCUUCCUAUAGGCUCUCUCUAUCAUCACUGUUACUGACACAGAAAAGAGGAAGCAUUCUUACCUAGAUCUCCUCAGAACUCCUAAAAUGAGGAGACUUGCUCUGUUCACAGGGACCAUAUGGUUUUGUGUUGCUACUGCCACCUAUGGAAUAAGCCUCAACAUUGCAGACUUUGGGCUGAACUUGUACCUGACUCAGUUUGUGUAUGGAGGCAUUGAGAUUCCAGUUAAACUGAGCAUCUAUUAUUUGCUUGAAAAGAUUGGCAGACGUAAAACAGAGACAGGAGGCCUGCUAUUGGGUGGAAUCUGCCUAAUGAUUAACAUAUUUGUACCCAGAGAUCAAUGGGUUGGUCGUACUGUUGUAGCUGUAUUGGGACAAGGUUUUUUAGUUGGUGCUUUUGCUACAAUUAUAUUAUACAGCUCUGAACUUUACCCCACUGUUCUCAGGCAAAAUGGGCUGGGCUAUAACUCCUUCCUGGGUCGUCUGGGUGUGGCUUUGGCUCCUCUAGUCUUGUUAUUGGACAGCAUUUGGAGGUAUCUCCCUCAGAUCACCCUCUGUUCUGUGGCACUUGUGGCUAGUUUGGUGGCUUGGCAGUUACCUGAGACACGAGGCAGGUGUCUACCUGAGACCAUAGAGGACAUUGAGGGUACUGACUAAGUCGUAACCUACGGCAUUAGAACAUUUUGUACUCACCAGUUCAUACCAAUAAUUAAUAGAUGAAUGUGCAAGGGAAGAAUACAUUUUUAAACCUUAUUAACAUUUAACCAAAUGUUGGGCAAUGUUAGGCCCAGCUUUCUUAAGUUAUUAUUUUUGGGCUAACCAUAAUACACUGCCUUUCCGGGUAGGACACAGUCAGAAACAUCUUUCCUGCAAACAUACAUGUGGGGCCUAUAAAAACAUAAUAGACAAUG